Messenger RNA from Haliotis rubra (blacklip abalone), 1744 nucleotides. RefSeq lists its product as uncharacterized. The transcript has 12 exons. The record is from RefSeq and is a predicted model, not a curated record. Lineage: Eukaryota; Metazoa; Mollusca; Gastropoda; Lepetellida; Haliotidae. The coding region runs from base 389 to 1744 and encodes 451 amino acids.
UGCAACACGUGACGAAAGAUCUCACUGACGCGCUGAACGAAAAUCUCCCCUUCAGUUCACGUUUAUGACAUUACAUAUGUUUCUGAGUGGAUGAAUUGUGCCUGGAUCAGAAUUUAAUGCUACUCUGGGCGUUCACUUCGCGUAACCAGGGAAGCUCUAUUAACGCCCAGCGCUGGUCCUUGUCAACGAAGGCUCGAGUCUCAUGAACAGAUCAAGAAAUAUGUGUUGUUCACUUUAGAGUGAUUCCAUUGUUGGAUUGAUUCCCAAAGGAUUUGUGAUUCAAACGGAAAACUUGCAUUGAGAACUAUUUAAAACGCGUUUGUUUCAUUUGAAUCAAUUCGUUUGUUGUCAAUUACUGGUCACGUUACAUUUGCUGCGGAACUGUAAUAUGGCCGCGCCCAUGAAACAGGAAACAAUAGCAGCAGACGAUUUGAAAUCGGGAAUUUUACAAAAAAUAGAGGGCAAUUGUUUCUUCGAAGAUGUAUCGGAUCAUCUUAAGUGCCUUGAUGUUUCAUAUGAUAUAGAUAAGGAAAAUUCAAAAGCUGCAAGCUGGUUAGACUGGGCAGUGCGUAUUCCAUAUCUUAAGGUUAUCAAGUCUUCAGUGCCUGUGGGUAUUCUACCUAAUGCAUACCAAGGACAUUUGAUUGAUGUCAAAGUAUUUGCAAGACAUGGACCAGAUGAUGAAAUCUAUGACAAUAACAAGUCUAUACGAGAAAAGGUUGCCAGGGGUAACUGUUUUCUGAACAUUGAGAAUGGCCCCCACAGAGGAACCACCUGUGUUCUCUAUGCCCUGAAGAAAUUUACAGGGGGACUUGGCGAUGAUGAUGACAGGGAACAGGGGGAUAACUUCACGUGGAAAAAAUACUUCACUCAGCCAAUAGAAUCUACCUCUAAUGUUGUGGCCACAAGGAAAGCCAAUGGGGAGGCAGCACAUCUCAGCUGCAUGAUGAUUGAUGGUGAAUAUGUCCUUUGUGGAGGAUCCAAGAAUGUCCAUCUGCUAUUCAGAAGAAAAUUGGAUAUCAAGCGUUACCCUGAGGAUCGAUUCCGUAUUGCACGUGAAGUGUGUACUACUGUCAUGGAUGUCCUGGAUCAGAUGGAGGCUUCAGACAGACAAAGGUUGCUGCAGUUCCUGUGUUUGAGUCGGUACACAGCGGUGUUCGAGAUACUGGCCCCACACCAUCAGCAUGUAGAAGACCUCUCCCAUUUACCAGGGCCCCAGCUACAGUUUAUUACAUGGACCAGUACAGACCUCGAGCCGCCCUCCGACUCCCAGCUGUCAACGCUCCCUCCACAUGUUGGUAUUGAGAUUGCCCGAGCUUUAGGUUUACAAACUGUUGAAUAUGAAAUCAUACCCCCAACAGCUGUAGAGAAAAGAAUGAUUGAGAUCCGCCAGGGUUACAACUAUGAAGGGGAAGUCCUGUAUUUCCUCGACUCAUCUAACUGUGUGAUUGGGCUGCUGAAAAAGAAAACUAUAUGGUAUAUCAUCUGUAGAGCUACACGCGAGAAGGUCCGGGUCGCAUGUCAACUGGCAAAGAAAAACCCAGACACCUUUCAGAUAUCUCGAUCAAUACAGAAGCUGGAGAAGAGAAUGAUGGAGAUACAGAUGUGGCUCGGCAUGGACGACGACAGUGUGGAAAAGUGGAGGGAACUCGCUGUACGAUUCUUACGAUGGAGCAUCCAUGAACUGGAGGCAGGCCACAUCUGCGUGAAUGACAUCUCCGACAAGUUUCCUGUUUUAUGGUGA